This is a messenger RNA of Parascedosporium putredinis, 225 nucleotides long. The record is from the annotation of a GenBank genome assembly. Lineage: Eukaryota; Fungi; Ascomycota; Sordariomycetes; Microascales; Microascaceae.
AUGAACACUUCGUCGCACCCUCACACUCUCCCCGCCAGCCAGUGCCACAUUCGCCGUCGCUGGCGCCCCGUCAUCACGUGCCACGACACGACCCAUCGCUGUGGAGAGAGGCGGCCGGCGCGCCCAAGGCGGGGGCGUGGAAGCCCCGUCGCGCAAGGCUACGUCUACCGGGAUUUUAGGGUACCAGUACCGGCGCCUGUCGCGGAGCCCGGAAGCAAGUUAUGA